This is a messenger RNA of Myiozetetes cayanensis, 11555 nucleotides long. RefSeq names its product potassium voltage-gated channel subfamily B member 1 (gene KCNB1). Gene Ontology annotation, molecular function: protein binding; delayed rectifier potassium channel activity. Lineage: Eukaryota; Metazoa; Chordata; Aves; Passeriformes; Tyrannidae. Gene Ontology annotation, cellular component: membrane; voltage-gated potassium channel complex. Gene Ontology annotation, biological process: protein homooligomerization; potassium ion transmembrane transport. The transcript is spliced from 3 exons. The record is from RefSeq and is a predicted model, not a curated record. Bases 473 to 3058 code for a protein of 861 amino acids.
UCCGGGCUGCACUUGUUGAUCUCCGUUCCGAGGCAGCGGGUGGAAGCACCGGAGCUUUCCUUUGUGUCUGCACGGAGAACGGGCUGGGGGCGGGGGCAGACGCGGCUCCGGCGCUGGCUGUAGGCAGGAGUGAGGAGCCGCAGCCGAGGGAAGGCCUUGGAAAGCUUCCUGCCGAAGGAUACGAUUUACCUCGUUUCCCUUCCCCUCCCCCUGGGCUCCGUGGACAGCCGGGAGCGCCGCCGCCAUCCCUCCGCCUUGAGGCUGCCCGCGGGGGGAUGCGAGCGGGGCCGCCCCUGCCGCCCGCCCCGCCGCAGGAUGUAGCCGCCCUCGGCCCCGCACACCCCGCACCGCCUCGCUGGGAGCCCGCAGGAGGAGCUCUGGGGCAUGGAGGGGAAGGAGAGGUGAGCAGAGCCGGCCCCCGCGCCCUGCCCCGCGCCGCACCUUGGAGCGUCCAGCCUGAGGGGGACCAGCGAUGCCUCUGGGGAUGAACAAGCAUGGAUCUCGCUCUACUACCUCUUUGCCUCCGGACCCCACUGAGAUCGUCAGGAGCAAGGCCUGCUCCCGAAGGGUCAAGCUCAACGUGGGGGGGCUGGCCCACGAGGUUCUCUGGCGGACCUUGGACAGGUUGCCGCGGACCAGGCUGGGUAAGCUCAGAGACUGCAACACACACGACUCCCUCAUGGAGAUCUGUGAUGACUACAACCUGGAGGAGAACGAGUACUUCUUCGACAGGCAUCCCGGGGCAUUCACCUCAAUCUUGAACUUCUACCGUACUGGCAAGCUGCACAUGAUGGAGGAGAUGUGCGCCUUGUCCUUCAGCCAGGAGCUGGACUACUGGGGGGUGGACGAGAUCUACCUGGAGUCCUGCUGCCAGGCCCGCUACCACCAGAAGAAGGAGCAGAUGAACGAGGAGCUGAAGAGAGAAGCUGAGACCCUGAGGGAAAGGGAAGGGGAGGAAUUCGAUAACACUUGCUGUGCUGAGAAAAGGAAAAAGCUCUGGGACCUCCUGGAGAAGCCCAACUCUUCCGUAGCGGCCAAGAUUUUGGCAAUCAUUUCCAUCAUGUUUAUUGUACUAUCUACAAUUGCCUUGUCCCUUAACACACUUCCUGAACUACAAGGCGUGGAUGAAUUUGGGCAGACCACAGAUAACCCCCAACUUGCCCACGUGGAAGCAGUGUGCAUUGCAUGGUUUACAAUGGAAUACCUCCUGCGGUUCCUCUCCUCGCCUAAGAAAUGGAAGUUUUUCAAAGGCCCCCUGAAUGCUAUAGAUUUGCUGGCUAUCUUACCCUACUAUGUCACUAUCUUCCUCACUGAAUCCAACAAAAGUGUACUUCAGUUCCAAAACGUACGACGAGUGGUCCAAAUAUUUCGGAUUAUGAGGAUACUCCGGAUUCUAAAGCUCGCCCGGCACUCAACGGGUUUACAGUCCUUGGGGUUUACACUCAGGAGGAGUUACAAUGAGCUUGGAUUACUCAUCUUGUUUUUGGCCAUGGGCAUUAUGAUCUUUUCCAGUUUAGUGUUUUUUGCAGAAAAGGACGAGGAUGAUACAAAAUUCAAGAGCAUCCCAGCUUCCUUCUGGUGGGCAACAAUCACCAUGACAACAGUAGGCUACGGAGACAUCUACCCCAAAACUCUUUUAGGUAAAAUAGUAGGAGGACUGUGCUGCAUUGCUGGUGUGCUGGUGAUUGCUCUUCCCAUCCCAAUUAUUGUCAAUAACUUCUCUGAGUUCUACAAAGAGCAGAAGAGGCAGGAGAAAGCCAUUAAGCGCAGGGAAGCUCUUGAAAGAGCAAAAAGGAAUGGUAGUAUUGUUUCCAUGAACAUGAAGGAUGCGUUUGCCCGCAGCAUAGAACUCAUGGACAUUGUGGUUGAAAAGAAUGGAGAAAGCAUAACCAAAAAGGAUAAAGUUCAGGACAAUCAUUUGUCUCCCAGCAGAUGGAAAUGGACCAAGAGAACCCUUUCUGAAACUAGCUCUAGUAAAUCUUUUGAAACUAAGGAACCAGGAUCCCCAGAAAAAGCCAGGUCAUCUUCAAGUCCCCAGCACUUGAACGUCCAGCAGCUUGAGGACAUGUACAACAAAAUGGCAAAGACUCAGUCCCAGCCGAACCUUAACACUAAAGAGUCGAGUCAACCUGGAAGGCAAAAGGAAGAGCUGGAAAUGGAAGCCCUUCCCGGCCCUAUGGUGCCCCUGCUGACAACUCGCACUGAUGGGAUCGUUGACAUGAGGAGCAUGUCCAGCAUCGACAGCUUCAUAAGCUGUGCGGCAGAGUUCCCUGACACCGGGCGGUUCUCCCACAGCCCGCUCACCACCCUGCCCUGCAAGGGUGGCAUUAACGUCAUUCAGGAGCAGAGCAGGCCAGAGGGGAGCGGUGCCAGGUACGUGGAAAUGAACCCAAGCUCCGAGGGCAGCCACCGUUCUGCUUUUUUCAUUGAAAGUCCCAAAAGCUCCAUAAAGGCCAGUAACCCUUUAAAACUAAGAUCUCUGAAAGUCAACUUCAUGGAAGAGGACACCAGCACAUUAGUACCAGCAUCAAAUGUACUGAGGAUAUAUCCAGACUCUCUCAAGAGCCGGGGAGCUGCUGCUGCCACAGAUACUUCCUUACUCUCUGACAGAUCUCUCAUGAGCCCCGAAACCUCAAUCUACACAACCGCGAGCGCGAGAACUCCCCCAAAGUCGCCGGAGUCACAGGCAGCCAUAGCUUUCAACUUCCACGAUGCUGGUAUUCACAAAUACAUAGACGCUGACACUGAUGACGAAGGUCAGCUGAUGUACGAUUCAAGUCCGCCCGGAAAUGUGAGUCCCAAGUACAAUGUUACAAACAGUGGCUAUCUAAAGCAAAAGGACCAUGUUUAUAGAACAGAGAAGAACCAUCUAGAAGCUGCUGCUUUACCCACCUCCCCUAAGCUGAUAGGGCAGAACUGCAUUUACUCUAUGGAAGGUAUCACUGGAAGAACCCAGGGCAAUCAGGAGACUGUCAGACUAGAAAAUCACAUUUCCCCAGAAGUCCAUGUAUUACCAGGCAGUGGAGGACAUGCUAACACACAUGAUCAAAGCAUCUGAGGUGGGCUACAAAAGAACUUACUGAAAGUUUAAAGGAAUGUCUUUACAGUCAACACAAACAAAAGAGCUUCUGCAUGGCAUGAACUUGGCUGAAACAAGCCACUUGUUUCUAAAAGUCUGGGGGAGGUCCAGUGUGGGUUUGUGAAAAUGUCCUUCUCUGAAACAACUCUAAAGACAUUGCCCACAUCAGUCAAAAGUAAGGAUUGCAAAUCAUGAUCACACAUUGAUCUCCUUUCAUGUUGUCCAGUGAAGCCAAUGUGACCAAAUAUCCAUCCAUUCCCCUUGAACGCUAGAGCUCCUUUUGGAAAUAUUAACAUCUGAUUUGCAUUAGUUCCAUAAAGGAUGCCAAGGCAGCCAGAUUUGAACUCUGGAAUAAAUUGCUGGGGUUGGUAUAAAGCUUUCAAAAACACAAUGCUCACUGCUUCAGGGCAGCUGUUCCCCAUCUACAGCUUUCUCUGAUGGAUAUUAUGUCUAAAGGUAACAGGGAACACUUGCAUUAUUGGAAAAUCCGAGUGAAAACCAUUUUAAACAAAUAAUGGUCUAGAGAAACCAAUUAUUAAAAUGCUCUGUGUGUGUUUAACAAUCCGAUAUCCUGUAGGACCUGAUGUUUUCUUUUGAAAUAUCAGCAGGGUGAGUUGCACCACUUGUAUCUAAUCCCAAACAUCCCCUAGGACAUAGUGAAACUUGCACUGACCCUCUGCUAAAAGCCGGUACCUGCCCCAGGGCCAGCGCGUGGCCCUCGGGGGCCCACAGCCCACGUGGGAAGGUGUGAAGGAGCCAUGCAGAAGCAGGACUCCCCAGGGGGCACCGCAGCCAGACCCCCUUCCCGGUGCCGGGGAGCGCAGGGCUGGAAGGAGAGCUCGGCUCUCGCCCUCGGUGGGGAGGGAGAUGUGGCUGCGCUGCCCGCGGGGACGGUGAGCGCGGCCAGGCCCUCGGCACGUGCCGGGGGCGCCGGGAUGGAUGUUCAACCUCCCCUUCCCGCCAGCCAGAGUCUCGCCCUUGGCGUAGGAGAGGAACAGGUUGGUCCGAAGCUUUUUGCGCCCGAGCAGCGCAGUGAAAGAUAUGCAAGUGUUACAUAAAUAUGCAAAAAGAGGGAUUCAUUAGUGACCUGUCCUGGGCCUGGCUGUGCUCCCUCUCGCCAGAAGGUUGGACAGGAGAGGCUCCUGCAGAGCCGUGGCGUGAAGCAGCUGCGAGAGGCAGGAGAAUCAGGCCUGACGUUUUAAUAACAUCCAGUCAUUUUUAAGUGAAACAAGAGGAAAAAAAAAAAAAAGAAAAAAAAAAAAAAAAAAAAAGAUCUGACCAUUUUAAGUGAACAGAACUAGCAGCCACCAGCCUAGGUUUUUAAAAUAUUAUUGUUUCAAUAAAGUUAUGUCAAAUUGUGUAGGAAAUAAUUUGUCUUUGGUUUUUAAUCUUGGGGGGGGGAAAAGCACUUUACGUUGACUUUUUGUUGUCGUUGUUGCAAUGCUGGAGUAGGAUAGCAGAGUGUAACAAUCAAGCACUUUAACCAAGCACUACUUUAAUUUGUGCCUCCUGUUGUGACUGUGAUUUGUUACACACCUGUAGCAAGUCACAACCUGUCCUGUGAUAACUGUGAUGGUAAUCUUUUCCGUUGUUCUCUGUUUCUACUGUAAAACUCAACUGUAAAUAACUGUCAAUGAGCGUUUCCUGACCUAUUCUGAGUUCCUGCCGGGGCGUGUAGCGAUCUGCAGGCAGCAGGUCCGGGGACGAGCUGAGACACGGGACGCGGGAGCGGAGGCACAGGUGGGAGGAAGACCCCCCCCCCAAGCCGCUCAAGUCCACUGCGUUUUGUUCCUUCCUAUUGUAAAACCAAGCCGUUGGUUAGUCCUGAAUGUACCGUCUGUCCGUCCAGGCCGUGCCGCACUCCUGUCUGUAACCCUAGUGGUGAAUGCAGCAUGUACGGACAAAAGCAAUAAGCACAUAACCUGUUUUAGCAACUACUGUGGGUUGCGGUGAGAGCUUUGUUAGGUGUCUCCUUGGCACAAGCUGUCCACGCGGUGGAGUGACUCUGCUCUGCUCAGCCAACCCCGGGCGGUGGGACCAGCCGAGGGACCCGCUCAGAGCCGCCCUGGCAAGGCGAGACCCUGGGAAGGCGCGAGUAAGACCUGAGCCACCCCCUCGGGAAUUGCCCUCUGGCAGCGAGACACCUCGUGCCACACAGAGAGUGACGCGGAAGGUACCCAGAGAGAAGCCCCAGGCACCGUGUACUCCACAGGGUAUUUACACAGGGCCAGUUCCUGAGGUUUGUUCGCUUUUACUCCGCCUUCCCGCAGCCUAAACCUCUGCUCCUCUGAGUGGGCUCUUUGCCUGGUGAAGGACUUUAGGAUUUGGCCAUAGUAAAUACAAGUGUACUUAGAGGAACCGACGUGUUGCUGAGAUCCUAGUUAAGAUUGAGUUGACAUGAAAAAGUAAAGUGACUUUCCAGCAGAUAAGCUUUAAAUACUGAUUUAUUCUGUGGCUUUCUGAGGCCACGAAGCAGCAUCGAGAAAUCUUAAGGAGAACAGUCUUAACAUAAUCUCUGUGUUUCAGUGAUCGUUCAUGUCUGCCAUCUGCACAAAUGUAAAAAGAAGAAAAAUCAGGGAAAAUUUUUUUGAUAAAGUAAGUAAUAGCGAUUUCCAAGUUAAAUAUUUUUAGAGCUGAUGCUUUCAUGUGGAAAAAAAAGUCAUAUUUUACAUAUCACAAAAGUGAACAUAUUUAAAUAUAGCCAUAUAGUGUAGUAUUUACCGCACUCUCAUCCAAAUUGAUGUAUUUGGUUUAUAGAUGGCACUGACAAAAAUGUAUAGAUCAACAAUUCUAUCAUUUUUUAUCUGAUAAUCAACUGGUGCAACUCUCCUUGUAACCAAAGGCCCUCUGUCUGCCUUGUGUGAUAGCUCAUGACACACACCUUAUGUCAUCUAUUUAGUCCUACCUUUAAAGUAGCAUUUUAUUGAGUCACUUUUGAAAGCCAAAUUCAAAAGUAUCAUUAAAAAUCUACCUUUUAAGUCUGAAUAGCCAAAGUCCUAUAGAUUUCUUAUAGAAAGCAAAUAAUUAAAAAUUAAGCAUAUAAUAUGCUUGAAGAGCAUUUCUUUCUUAUUUGUGUAUGAAGAUGUAGCUCUCAUUUUGUGCCCAAUUAAAAAGGAAGUAUGUUUAAUUUAUUUUAAUGAAAUAAAGUCUGAAUAUGAAAUAUGUAUCUAUAUAUGUGUGUGUGUGCAUAAUACACAUAUAUAUAAUGUAAGCACUGGGAAAUCUACUCUGACCUAAAGCUUUGAUAGACUAAAUCUGUACUCAUUGCAAAGGAAAGGCAGUGCUUUGAAAACAUAAUGCUCACCAAAUCCUAUAGGCCCUAGAAAGACAAUUUAAUUUUAUAGUUUGUUUGAUCCACGUUUCCCAAAGUUCAUAACAGUUGGGGAAAAUAGGUAGUAUCUCCUGCAUCAAGCUAAAGUGUGCAGUUUAAUCACUGAUAUUUGGCAUUCAGGUCUGCAGAUUUACUGUGCACCAUGUAUCAAGCAAGCUGACAGAGCCUCACCUGCUGCUGCAGAAGACUUCAUGCUUGAAAGGACUGUGUGUGAUGUCUGCGCUUGCUUGUAUCCUACACCAUCAACAUUGUUUUUAAUACAUAUCUAUAAAUAUAUAUAUAGAACAUAUAUAUAUAUGUGUGGAAGGAGUGGGUGCAGUUUUCUUAACCAGGAGGCAAAGAUUCUUUGAGUUUUAGCUUUGAACAGAGGAAAAAAGCCGUGACAUUGCAGUAGAUUUCUCAGUGCCUUUUCUUAGAAACUUCACCUAAGCACACUUAUGGGAAAAAAAUAAACAAAAAACAGAAAACAACCCAAAACAAAAGAGUCUCCUGUGAAAUCCACAUUUUUCUGAAAGGUUUGAGAGUCAAUAAAGGUAGAAGAAAGGAGAAAAAAAAAAAAAAAGAGAGAGAGAGAGAGAGGAAAACAAAAGCCGUGGAACGCACAUUCCCUUCCUGAACAUGCCGUGUGUCAAAUGCCGGGGAAUAUCCGCCUGUGCGAGUCACGCAGAAACACAUCCGAGGCCGUCGGUUUCUUUGGCAACUAUGGCUGUGAUAAACUGUAGCCUUUUCUUCCCUUGCAGCUAAUAAGAUACACAUUUCUAAGGAAAACAGUUAUUCUCUUCUGUAAAACUGUAAUGUAUUGUUAAUAUUUGUACCUAUUGUAUAUUUAUGUCUUGACAGAAUUAUGACCGGUACAGUUUAUAGUAAAUAGCAAGGGUAUGUAAAACUCAUUGCAAAGACAAGGUUUCUAAAGCCACGUUCUCUCUCUGUUGGUAAGCUCCACAUAACGUGAUCUCCACUAGUUUUCAACACCUCAUUUUAAAGUGAAUUAUAAAAUUACUGAAUAACGUAGUUGAGCGAUGGAGAACCAUGUGGCACCAGUGCCCUCCUGCACAGCCCAGCCAGGAACGACAUGGGGAGUUGGGCUUCCCCGGUCACUCCAAAUUAGCUCCAACCCCUUCAUGUUUGGUCAGUCAUUUCUGCUUACAGUAAUCAGACUGAACUGGUGUUACCUUGGGUUGCUUUUGGAUCACCCAUCUGGGGAGAAUAUGGCUUUAAAUAGUUCUUGAAUAAAGUACAGAAGUUCUAGUUACCUCUGUACCUCCUGCUUGCCAUUGUGUUGGCUUUAUAAGUAUCUGAUGUAUGGAAAAGUCAUGUGACUUUCAUGCAUUCCAGAGUAGUCUAUUUUUCUGUUCAGAUUUAAAAAAGAAAAAAAAUUAUAUAUAUAUAUAAAAAUAUAAAUAUAUAUCUGUAUUUUUAGCAAAUUUAUAAUAGGGCAAUCAAGUCAGAUUUCUUCUUUUUGUAUUACAGAAUAAUAUAUUAGAUGCUUUCUUGAUGUUCAUUUACACAGCUGAUCCCCCAACCUUUUUUUGUUGUCAUUAUUCUCUUCUGUUCUGAUCAACACCUGCUACAUCCCUCCUGGAAAUGUGUCUGCGAAAGGUCACGGAGUUUGUCUGAUGUUGUCAUGUUUUUGUAUUUUCCUGUUUGUGGUACUUAAAACUAACCAGGGACUGCCUAUGGAAACUGAGAUGUUCCUUCUGAGAAACACAGAGCGGGCCAGACCCUGCCCUCGGUGAUGGCAGGGGAGGUGCCAGCCAGCACCACUGGCUGCAGUGUUCUUCCAGAUUCACACUGAUUAAGCUGAGAACAUAAAGAAGAGACAGGAUAUGAAUCUGACUGUCCUAAUAAUUACGAUGGAGUUUGGGAUAAGCAUCAAAAGUCAGGCUCUUAUUUUAAGGCAGUGACCUGACAAUGCUCAGGCAACGCUCUCACCUUCAGGGGAUGUUUUUCCUGGGUUAAAACAGAAGUGUCAAGACUUUUAUUUCCCACUGGCCUUUGGAAUUUUUAUUUUUGGUCUCAGAGAAAAUCAGGAGAUGAGAAAAAAUUAUGGAUGAAUGAGAAACCUGAAUAUAAACAUUCAGAAAGGGACCAGAUUUUCAUUUAGUUAUGGUCAAGUUUGUCCAUGUACCUGCUUACUUAAUGAUCCUCCUUGCUCCCUUUACAGCUGUACCCUGGCAGAAACUGAAUAAAAAGUCCAUGAGAUAAAUGUGCAUCCUGAAGCUAUCUCAUGGCCUGGUGAAGUUUAACAUGAUGAAGAGCUUCAGACCUGCUCUGUAGCUCUACACAGACAUCUCCUUUUGAAUGCACCCACUAGUCUGGUUAGUGACCAUGUUUUUGCCAAAGAUGGAGUUUUGGUUCCGUUUCCUUUUGUUUGCUUGUGUGAUUUUCCUUACACGUCCACCACGGCAGCCAAUAAACCUGAAACAUAUUUAAUUUGGGAAAAAGUGUGUUUCAGAAAGUCCAGAUACCACUCAAAUCAACAGAAUAACCAGUAGACCCAAUUUUGCAUGUUAUUAAUUAUCAGCAAGGCCUGUUCACACAUGAAAUAAAGGUGGGUAGGAUUUUUCUGUUCUGGGAAGCAAUUAAUGCAAUAGCCCCCCCACAUCUAUCAUCAACAAUCACGUAAAAGGUCCCUUCGAAAGGCACCUUCCAUGUCAGCAAGUUUGUUUGAGCACAGUCAACAAAACCAUAGAAAGCUUCCAGUCACACCAGUCUUAACUUCAACCUCCCACACCAGGACAGGAACACCCCAAAUACCAACCAGCCCUCUGAAGAAGAGAUGUUUCUUUUCCAGCAUGUGUCUCAUACCCCGUGCUGAUCACAUUUAGGCUCUUGCACUGAAACUUUGUCUUGGCCAGACAAAGGAAACCUUAGGAAAGCUGAAAGUCUGCAUCCAGGGUGUGUAUCCCCUUUGUUGCUGGUGUUACCUAAGCCACAAUAAGUGUCCUUUGACACCAAUGGUUGGGUGCCACAAGUGUUCGUAUCUGUAAAUAUUACUCAGAAUUUUGCUUUGCUUGAUUCUGGCUUCAUCGCACAAGGAAUUUUCAGUCUAGAGGCUUAGAAGAGAAAGCAAAAGCUUCCUUUUUCUUUUUAACUAGAAAUAAUACUAUUGAUGCUCUGUAGGACUGAACAAGGAUUAACCUUUGUUUUUAAAGGGGUCUUUUCAAGACUACAGUGAGACUUCCUUCAGAAAUUAAUAAUCAGGUUGGACUCAGUACAAAGACCCCUCCAAACCAGAGCUUCAUGGAAACCAGGGAGCCAAAUUUGCAUGAAAUGCCAAAUUCUUUGCUGCUGUAAGUAAAAGCCCAUUUAGACCAGUAAAGAAUUUGGACCCAUAUCUCUAAAAACUAAUGGAAAACUAAUAGCUUUGUAUGACCUCAGGGCUGGAGGUGUCUGCCCCCGGUACCUCCAAGGAAACCAAUGGGGUGAGAGAGUGGGAAACCGAGGCAGGUCAGUGAAAGCCUGGGAAAGGAGCAAAUCCUUCUGUCAAGAGGAUGACAAACAUGUCUUUCCAAACUUGACUGAGCAUCCGUCCACGUCAGCUCGCUCGUUGUGGACUUGAUGCCACAGGUGGCAUCCCAAAUUCACAGGUGACUGUCCCUACAGCAGGACCACAACCCCAGCCCCACAGUUCAGUGCUCUCAGCCCUUGGUCCAGGGGCUUUCUGAUGCUGGGAGGACACUGCUAGCACAUGGGCCAAUGGUUACCUUGGAUUGUGGCACAACCUCUGGGCCUGUUGGUAACCAACAUUUGAGGCAAUUCACCCAUCUCUCUAUUUCAUUCAGGAGCUCUGCCCUUUUAUGACUGUCCUUCCUGUGACGUUUCACUGCCUCCACGUACCAUUAGCCACGUACCAUUGGCUCCUGCAACCCCUGUGAUUCAUUUUGUUUAUGUCACUUCUGUUGGCUUGUGACAAAGAAGAACAUUUUUCCCCCUUUCUCUGGCUUUUUGGUGGUGGGUGUAGAAAAUUGCUUUUGCAUUGAACCAUUCCCCACUGGUGUGCUUUGGGGGGGUGGGGGAGCGGCAUCUCCAUGUUACUUUGAAUUUUGAAGCCAUGGUACUCUACUCAGAAAGGCCAGCCACAGCUACCAACCAAACUCGCUUUCCAACUAGAUUAGCAUUAAAAAAAUACACCCCAACUUCCUGCAGCAGAAUCCUGCACUCUGAUCAGCCAAGGGAAGCAGUUCCUGAAAGGAGAGAAAACAUCAGAGGGGCACUGUUACAAGUGCUGAUUAACAACGACUCCAUGCCCAGAGGAGGACCCAGGGCUGUGUUGCAUAUUGGGGCUGCUCCACAUUUCCCAGGGCUGGGAGCAGCCUUGGGCCCUCCUUUUCCAAAAGCCCAGGGCAGCUGCUGGACCUGCAGGGCCCCCAAGCCCAGACAGGGACUUCCCAGUGACACCUCCAAAGGGCAGAAGCUCAGCAUCCCUAGUCACUGAAGGAUAGGAAAGCUGUGGGGUUCCCUUUAAAAGAAAAAUGUGAUUUUUAACAACAAAUAAAAACUGGAAAAUGUUUUUCCUGUGCCUCUGCUGGUACAUGUAGAUGGAAUUGCUUUUGUGGCUGGAAAUUGAAAGCGACUGACCCAGAAAGGGCAGACUGGGACCGGUUUCUCCCUUUACUUUACACUUUGGUUAUUUUAUACCCUGUGCAAUGGGGAAGCAAUGGGGAACCCAGGUCAGUGUGUCUGUAAGGAAGGGCAGUGCUCUUGCCUGACAGCCCAGCAGAUCCUGCACCUCUUGCACAGUCCCUUCAUUGGGUUCUAUUGGACCCACCCAAGGGGCAAUGGGCCAGCAGAUGUUUUCUCCCCUUUUGAGAAAUGUUUCCCUGCCCUGGCACUUUGGGGUGAUUACAGCAACAUUAGCCAUAUACUAGUGUACUUAGAGUCUUACAUUUUUUGUAACUUUGAUUUAGUCAUUCUUUGUUGAAGUUUAUUGACCUCUCCGGUUGUUUCCGUAAACAAAUUAUUUAAAAAAAAAAUAAAAAUCCGUGUCUUUAUAUGCAUGUAGUAGUAUGAAACUGUGAUCAAUGUGUGACAUUCAGAAACUGUACUGUCUUGUAAAAUAUGUCCAAAUGUCUAAGGGUUUUAAAGCAAUGGUCCCUUACUACAGCCUACAGAAAUAAAUAAAAAGGUAUGGAUAAACCCAAA